This is a messenger RNA of Rhodamnia argentea, 1973 nucleotides long. RefSeq lists its product as uncharacterized. The transcript is spliced from 10 exons. NCBI's taxonomy places the organism in Eukaryota, Viridiplantae, Streptophyta, Magnoliopsida, Myrtales, Myrtaceae. Bases 72 to 1499 code for a protein of 475 amino acids. The record is from RefSeq and is a predicted model, not a curated record.
CGGCUUCUUGCUCCCUCGCUCUCCCGCUAAAUCAAAUUCGAGCUCUUGUUGCUCAUCAAAUCCUCUGCGAAAUGCCAAAUUUGGAGUCAGCUGAUCGACUGCGUUUGCCGCAAUCGCGAGACUUGAAUCCGACCGAGUCUCGCGUCUUGAUUUCGCCGUCGGCUCUCCAUGGCCGUCUCCUUCAGUUGUCGGAGUCGAUUUUGUCGUCUCUGUCGAAGACUCGCGAGGUGCCUCCGGAAAACUCGAGCGUGUCCGUCAAAUCCAUGGUCGAGUCUCUUCUCCAGCGCGAAACCGCAGUUCGAAGCCCUAGCAUCGAUGAGCACGAGCUCCGCGCUUCAGUCAGGGACUUCAGUCUGGCUUGCGCGCUUUUGGUCGCCUCUCGGUACUCGAAGCAUGAUUUGCUUUCGUGGAUAACGCAAGACCUCUCGGAGCUUGCGGAUUCCGCGUUCAGUGACCUCGCGAAAGCUUAUGCUGAUUAUUUUUAUGAGGACAAUGCGAAGAGAGUUGAUGAACUUGGGAUUGAUUAUGGCUUUGGAGCAUCCGGGGAGAAGAGGCUGGUGAUCGAGUUGAUCCCUGAGGUGUUGCCUUUGUUGAAGGAUAGGAUUAAGGAGAGCUCAAUCGAUAAGUCCGACGAGUCCGAUGAAGCCUUUGCUGCGUCGGCGAAGGUUCCUGUUGGUUAUGCCAUUGUGGCUGCUUAUCAGCUUAGAUGGUUUGUUACUCAGGUUGAUCGUCCUUAUCUGGGAAAGAUGUGUAAUUUGGUGGUUCCCUGUGCUCUAACCGCACUUGAUCACUGGUCACCUCAUGUCAAAAGUCAGGGCAUGAUUAGCUUCACACAUCUUGCGAAGAAUGUGAAUGCUGCUGAGCUUGGGUGGUAUGAAGAUCCAAUUCUUGAUGCUUGCUGCCAAAACAUUGCUUCUGAUGAUGAUAUUUGGCACCAUGUGGUUGAGAUGUCAGUUCUUCUCGUGACCAGUACUCAACGAAACAAUCCUCGUAGCCCUUGGUUCGAGAGAUUGCUGAAUGAGAUGUUAAGUCAUUUGGAGCGCCAACCAAGGAAUAAGGAACGUCGCACAGCCUGGCUUGAGUUAAUUGAGCCACUCCUCAAUGUUGUUGGUCUUGUGUUGUUAGCUCAUUUUAGACGCCUUUUUCCUCUAUUCUUUCUGUGGAUGCAUGCUGAUGACGAUGAGACUCUUCUACUGGUUCUUCAAAGGGCUCAUACAGUUAUAAGGCUAACAUGGAUAAGGAACACGCCAUAUGUUGAAAGGUUAGUGGAUGAACUUCUUGUAUUAUACAAGGAGGCAGCGUUGAAAGGAAAGCGAGAAGAAAUUAGGACACACAUUCUACAGAUCCUGCUCUUGCUUCAACAAUGCAAGGGCAUGCAGUUUGAAGCAGCCUGGGACAAGCACAGGAAUGAUCCAAACUUGGCAAAGCUUGUCUCAUCUCUGAGUGGAACAAGCCAAGAUGUAAUUAACUCUGACUCUGCUACCGCUGUGUCUGAGUAGCAAAUCAACCGAGAGCUUUCAACAUGUUACUCUCUACAAGGUUAAGUGAGGUAAUGCAAUGGUCAAGUCAAUGAAAAGUUUUGAGUGCAGGAUGCAUGAUAACCAAUGCAAUCAGACAAGCUAGGGUCACAGGUAAGGUAUCCAUGGACCUCCUUCAGCUACACGUGCAGCUGCAGCUGCGUCAUAUUCUGAUAGUCUUAGACAGUUCACCCGCGAUUGGCCUGAAAGUACAUAUCAAGAUUAUGUGGCUUGAUGUGCUAACAAUGCCAAUUGUCAUUUAUGUGUUAAUCACUGGUUCUCACAAGUUCCUUGGGCGAGGUUGUCUUAACACGAGAAACUAUUCUGAUGCUCAAGGUGGCGAUGUUGCGUUUCAGUACUGCCCAUGUGUCGAAUUACCUGCGAUGGUGGUGGGGCAUGACUUCUGCCUAUAGAAAUUGGUUUUUUACCAGGCAAUGUGAGAUCUUUUUAAGUAGA